Molecule: messenger RNA, 606 nt
Organism: Prosopis cineraria
Lineage: Eukaryota; Viridiplantae; Streptophyta; Magnoliopsida; Fabales; Fabaceae
Source: the annotation of a RefSeq genome assembly
AUGUCGCGUUACAGAGGGCCUCGUUUCAAAAAAAUACGCCGUCUGGGGGCUUUACCAGGACUAACUAGCAAAAGGCCUAUAGUCGGAAGCGAACUUAGAAACCAAGCGCGCUUGGGUAAAAAAUCUCAAUAUCGUAUUCGUUUAGAAGAAAAACAAAAAUUGCGUUUUCAUUAUGGUCUUACAGAACGACAAUUGCUUAAAUACGUUGGUAUCGCCAGAAAAGCGAAAGGGUCAACCGGUCAGGUUUUACUACAAUUACUCGAAAUGCGUUUGGAUAACAUACUUUUCCGAUUGGGUAUGGCUUCGACUAUUCCUCAAGCUCGCCAAUUAGUUAACCAUAGACAUGUUUUAGUUAAUGGUCAUAUAGUAGAUAUACCAAGUUAUCGCUGCAAACCCCAAGAUAUUAUUACAGCGAGGGAUGAACAAAAGUCUAGAACUCUGAUUCAAAAUUAUCUUGAUUCAUCCCCCCGUGAGGAAUUGCCAAAACAUUUGACUCUUCACCCAUUCCAAUAUAAAGGAUUAGUCAAUCAAAUAAUAGAUAGUAAAUGGGUUGGUUUGAAAAUAAAUGAAUUGCUGGUUGUAGAAUAUUAUUCUCGUCAGACUUAA